This is a messenger RNA of Diabrotica balteata, 2294 nucleotides long. Lineage: Eukaryota; Metazoa; Arthropoda; Insecta; Coleoptera; Chrysomelidae. The record is from the annotation of a GenBank genome assembly.
AAUCAAAACAAACAAAAUAUAAAUACUUCAUUAGAUAAACUACCGAGGAUUAUUUAAUAUAUUUAUACGUAUAAAUAACAUGGAGCUUACAGAAGAAAUGCUAAGAGAAGUUGAUAAGAAAAUAUUUCGGUUAAAACCUGUAAAAUCAAAUGGCUUAGUUCUUAAGGUACAUCACACCUUGAUCAAUGCAAAGCUUAGAUUUAUAUAUUGCUGCUCACACCAUACAAGCAAUAUUACAGCAUUAGCAGACAACCAAGGAAAUGUAUUUCUUAUUGACUACUCCAUUGGAAAAGUUUGGGGACUACCAAAGUUUUCUUCAUCAACACUUAUAGAAUUUUCACCACUAAACCAUGACCAACUGUUUAUUGGAAUAGAAGGAGGUGACAUACUGAUUUGUAACAGUAAUUCUGGAUAUAUAGUUGAAAAACUUCUGGGUCAUCACUACAGUGUUUUCAGAGUUUCUUUUUCAAAAGAAAAAUUAUUAUCUGCUUCGAAGUAUGAAGCUAUAACAUGGGAUUUGGAAAAUUUCUCUAAACUACAAGUUUUAACCUUAGAAGAGGAUUGCUUACUGAAAUGUACUAAAAAAAUACUGUUUUUAGGUCAAGGUAUUAUUUACUUUCUAAAUAUCGAAGAAGACAAAAUUGUAAGCCAAUUACAAUGUGAUACAGAAAUAAACAGAUUUGUAUGUACCACUAAAGGAACUCAUGCGAUCUGCUUGUUAUCUUCAGGAGAAGUAGAAAUUUUUAAUAUACAACAAUAUCUAUCGCCCCCUGUGGAAAUAAGAGUCCAAAAAGUUCGUAAAAAAUUUCUAAUUAAUCGGAAACGAAGUCUCGCCGAAGUUCAGUUUGUUAAACAAGAAAUCGAUAGUAUCCUGGACAUAAAAAAACUAAAGUUGAUAUUAAAGGAAUAUGGCGAAUAUCCGGACAAUUGCAGAACAAAAAUAUGGGAAAGGUUACUGGAUCUUCCAAAUAAUAUAGGCAGCUACAACAAUGUCAUAAACCAUGUGACUGUUGUAGCUUUCGUAGAUUUACAUAAAAAAUAUCCUUUAGAGGACAAAUUAUUUUUAACAAGUUUAAAAAAGUUACUAAAUAAUUUGGUAACUUGGUGUCGAUUCUUUGCUAAUGUCGAAUAUCUACCGGUAUUCGUCUUUCCAUUUGUUAAAGUGUUCCAUAACAAACCAUUGGCAUGUUUUGAAGUUGUGUGUACUAUCAUAGUGAACUGGUGUCAACAUUGGUUUGAAUAUUUUCCUUUAGCUCCGAUAAAUAUUUUGGCAAUAGCAGAAAAUGUAUUGCUUGAGCACGAUCCAGAACUACUUCAUCACCUUGUUACCUUAAAAGUAAACUCAACGGUCUACAUUUGGUCUUUACUGGAAACAAUUUUUUCUGAAGUUCUUAUAUCUACCGAAUGGCUUAUGCUUUGGGAUCAUAUUUUGACCAAUGAGAUAUCGUUUUUAUUAUGCGCCUCGGUGGCAUAUAAUAUGGUCCAGCGACAUGUUCUUCUCAGCUUGAAAACUGCAGGUGAUCUUACAUCUUUUUAUAAAAAUCAAAAUCCUGUCGACGUAAAGCGAUUAAUUAAAAUAACUUACUGUUUGUUGAAAAAUACUAGUGAGAAAUUUCAUCCUAGACAGUAUUUUACACAAUUUGUUAGUAUUAAUAAACGAGAAUACCCACAGUUUACUCAAUAUCCGACUCAGAUAGUAGGAUUUGAAAAUAAUGAAUUGAAAAAAGUAGAUGGUAGGUUUAAAAAUUUACUUACGGAGUUAAAAAAUCUUGCGAGUGAAGAUAAGAAUAAUAUCGAGGAUGUUUUAACAGACGAACAACAAUUAGAGGAAAAAAGAAGAUUAAAAGAAUUAGAAAAGAGUUAUUCUAUGCAGAUAAAAGUUAAACAACAAAUAAUUAACAAGGAACUAAAUAAAUUACAGCAAAUGAAAGAUACUCUUGUACAAAAACAUAUUAAUCAGCCUGCUACAAUGUUUACUAACAGUCGGCACUAUCCUUUUUUAAAAGAUGAAUAUAAAAAUUUGCAGAUGAAUACAAAGUUCGAAAUCACUGAAGAUCAACAAAGGAAACUACAAAUGGCUAUUCAGUUUGAACUUGUUAACAAGUUUAUAAAGAAAAUCGAAAAUGAGUUAAAGUCCGAAGACCCAAAAUCGACUGUGAAACUUAAGGAAGUUACGGCAAUGCUUCCUAGAUGUCUUCUUUAAAAGUUCACUCAUAGUAUUCUACCAGUAAUUUUCUCAUCAUGGAUGUGAUAUCUUCAGCCUAAUUUGCUAUUACCACCUGGUCAUCUACGAA